AGGAGAUAGAGAAGAAAUGAAAGGAAAACCAUUUUGUAAUAUUUGCGCUAAAUUAAUUGAAGGGACAGUUUCUCAUAUGCAUAGGCAUCUGAAAACUAAAUAUCAUACAAACUGAGCAAACUCUGUGAAAUCCCCUUCUGUACCAUCUCUAUUUGAAAAGAAAAAUCUACCUGCAAGGGAUGCAGAAAAACUUAAGACUAAUGUUACUCAAAUUUCUUUGUGAACACAAUAUUUCUUUUAAUGUCAUGGACCAUCUAAUGAAAGUUUUGAAACAUGGAGCCACUGAUUCUCAAAUUAUAAAAUCUGUAAGGUGUGGAAGACAAACUUCACGAGAAAUAGUAGUGAAAUGUAUAGGCAAUGAAAGCUUGAAGGAAAUUGUGGCAUGCUUAAAGACACACAAAUAUUCCAUAAUUGUAGAUGAGAGCACUGAUGUAUCCACUACAAAGCAGUUAGCCAUUGUUGUCAGAGUAGUGAACACUCAGCAGUGUACAGUUGAAGACAAAUUUUUACAAUUGCUAGAUGUAGAAGAUUCCAGUGCUGAAGGACUGUUUCACCUAUUGAGUACUUUUUUUGAUGAAAAUGGCAUUCCAUUUGAAAAUAUGCUUGGAUUUGCUGCUGACAAUGCGUCAGUCAUGAUGGGGAGUAUGGCUGGUUUAAAGCAAAAAUUGCUGGAUAGAGUCCCUCAUUUGUUUGUCAAUGGAUGUAUUUGCCAUUCAUUAAAUCUCUGUUCCUCUGCAGCCUGUCUUAAGCUUCCAAGUUCUGUAGAAACGUGUAAAGAUAUACAUAACUUCAUUAAUCACAGCCCUAAGAGACUGUUGAAGUUUAAGGAAUUUCAACAAUUUGUUAGAGUUGAUGUACACAGACUUCUAAAUACUAGUCAAACAAGAUGGCUUUCCCUAGAAUCAGUUGUUAACAGAACACUAGAACAAUGGUCACCACUAAUUCUUUUCUUUCAGUCAGAAGCCUUGGAAUCUCAAGUACAGUCUGCAGUGCAUAUACUGAAUGCCUUGAACAAUCCUCUGUUCAAAAUGUACUUUACUUUCCUUGGGUAUAUUCUGUCCAUUAUCAAUAAGAUGAACAGAGAAUUUCCAAGUGAAUCAGUCAUGAUACACACUGCAUAUUCUAACAUCUGUGCCUUUUAUAGGACUAUUCUGAGCAAUUAUAUAAAGAAAGACAUACUAAAAUCAAAGUCAGAUCCAUCUGAAGUGGAAUUUAAAGACUGUUCCAAUUUCCUGCCUGAAAAUGAAUGGUACUUUGGCAGCAAAGUAGAGAGUAUGCUGGCAGAUAAAAAUGUGUUAGGGGAACUUGGAUCUGAAGCUUCCAGAUUUCGGGUGAGAUGUCUGGAUUUUUAUGUAGAGCUAUCAAAGCAAAUCAGUAAAAGAUUCAAAGGUUUGAGUGAUGUACUCCCGUUGUUAAAUGCCUGUGACCCUGCCAUAGCAAGAGAAAAUAGAGUUACAAGUCUAGUGCCACUGUUCAAAACAUUUCCUCAGCUGAUUAAAGAAUCAGAAUAUGAUGUUUGCAAUGAUGAAUGGCGGUCACUUACUUUUCAUGAAGAUGCUUUGAGUACAUCAAGUAACCCCACCGAGUUUUGGUGUUCACUACUAAAACUUAAGACUAGUGAUGGAACACCUGUGUUUCCAAAUCUAGCUGAGGUAAUGGUAAAUUUGUUAGUUCUACCACAUUCUUCAGCUGCAGUGGAGAGAUUUUUUUCACAAGUAAAAUUAAUAAAGACAGACCUAAGAAAUAGACUGAACACAGAGUCAAUAAAUGCACUUUUGUUAAGUAAAGGUGACGGGGGAGCAGUUCCAUGCUAUGAAUGGGAGCCAAGUUCCUUGAUGAUAAGAUCUGCUCAAAAUGUGUUCAGUGAGGCUAAGCAAAGCAUAUAGGUAGCCUCAUAGGCAGAAAAAGAAAGUCUGCGUUUGUAGUUUUAUCUUUUUUUUUUAAUUAAGGUUAUCAGAUAUUCAUAUUUUGUACUUUGUAGCUUAAGUUAGAGAAUAACAUCUUAAGUUAGAUGUAGCUUAAGUUAGAGAAUAAGUUGUGGAGGCUAUCCAAAUACAGCCUGCCAUUGAAGGUAUUAACAAAUCUGUGUGCAAUUGUAGUAGCCUACUGGCAUCAUUUAUUUUCUCUAAUGAAGUGCACUUGUACAUAAAUAUAAUGUUUUGGAAGACCCAAUCAAAGGGCUUAUAUUAAUGCUCCAAAUGUGUAGUGAACAACAUUUCUCCACCACUAGGCAGCAGUAAGCAGCUUGGCUGCCAUUCGUAUGAUGUCUAUAACACCAUGGUAAGAAAUAAUUUAUUUGUAAUCAUAGUUUUCAUGAACUAUAGGGCAUAUCGUAAAGAAAACAAUAUUGGGUACUUUUGGAUACAAUUUUGCAAUGUAUGCAUACGUUUUGUAUAUUUAGGAUACGUUUUUUGGACACGUUUAUAUUUUUCUCACUUGCAACACUGCAGUGAGGGCAAAGCAGACGAAUAGACCCGUGUACAGCAAGCACUAAUACUGAAAGUAAGUGGCAGUGCGCAGGCCACCACCAGCUACCUGAGUCAACAACAUUGAAGUUUGAGGCAAUCCUGUGCAGCGAUCAGGAUCAGCGGCUGCGCAGGCUUGGCCUCAGCUGAGUCAGCCAGUUGUCAGUUUGUUUACAUCCAAAGAAGAGGGAGAUGGCAGACACACAGUGGUCUUCUAGGAAAGCCUCAGGAACACACUGGUGGUCGAGUGCCACAAAAUAAGAAAGCAGAGCUAAGAAAU
Messenger RNA from Scylla paramamosain (green mud crab), 2745 nucleotides. RefSeq lists its product as uncharacterized. NCBI's taxonomy places the organism in Eukaryota, Metazoa, Arthropoda, Malacostraca, Decapoda, Portunidae. The record is from RefSeq and is a predicted model, not a curated record. Gene Ontology annotation, molecular function: protein dimerization activity.